GUGGAUGGCUUUUGCAAACCCUCAAAGUCAAAGAUGGAAUUACGAUGUUUUCUUGAGCUUUAUGGGUGAAGAUACCCGCCACAAUUUUACAGAUCAUCUCUACAGAGCUUUGAAUCGGAAAGGGAUUCGUACCUUUAGAGAUGCUGAAGAGCUACGAAAAGGAGAAGAGAUUGCACCAGAACUUUUAAAAGCUAUUGAAGAGUCAAGGAUUUGUCUCAUAAUUCUCUCGAAAAACUAUGCCCGUUCUAGGUGGUGUCUGAACGAACUGGUGAAGAUCAUGGAGUGGCGGAAGUCUAUGAGACAAUUAGUUUUUCCAAUUUUCUACCACGUGGAGCCAUCCGAUGUGCGAAGACAGACUGGGAGUUAUGAACAAGCAUUUGAAAGGCAUGGAAGAAACCCAGACCAGAUACAAUGGUGGAGGGCAGCGUUGACGGAGGUGGCCAAUAUUAGUGGAUGGCAUUUACAGGAUGGGUCUGAGGCACUUGUUAUCGAGGAGAUUACUUCCACUAUUUGCAGGAGUUUAAACCGGGAGCUCUUACAUGUUGAAAAGAACCUCGUGGGCAUGGAUUGUCCUAGGAUGUCCUCUUCUUCUUCUUCUACUUCUAUUGGUCCAUGGGAUUAUGAAGUUUUCUUGAGCUUUAAGGGUAAAGAUACCAGCCACAACUUCACGGAUAAUCUCUAUGCAGCUUUAUAUCGGAAAGGGAUUCAUACCUUUAGAAUCGAUGAUCUACGGGGAGAAGAUAUUGCACCAGGUCUUUUGUACGCUAUUGAGAAGUCAAGGUUGGUUCUUGUAAUUCUCUCGCACAACUAUGCUCGUUCCAACUGGUGUUUGGACGAACUGGCGAGGAUAAUGGAGUGCAGGGAAGAAAUGGGAAAAAUAGUUUUUCCAGUUUUCUGUCAUGUGGAUCCUUCCCAUGUGCGAUAUCAGAAGGGCAGCUAUGGAGAAGCAUUCGCUUAUCAUGAAAGAAAUGGGUUUGGCCACAAGACACAGAGGUGGAGGGCAGCUUUGAGCGAAGUGGGUAGUCUUUCUGGAUGGCAUGUACAUGAUUGGUCUGAGGCAAAUUAUAUUGAGGAUAUUACUCACGUUAUUUUGAUGAGAUUUAGUCAAAAAAUCUUACAUGUUGAUAAGAAGCUCAUUGGGAUGGAUUAUCGUUUGGACCAAUUGGAAGAAAAUUUUCCUCAGAUUAUAGACCCAUUAUCAAAUGACGUUCGCAUGGUUGGGAUCUAUGGAUUUGGAGGAAUUGGUAUACAUGAAUGA
Molecule: messenger RNA, 1258 nt
Organism: Vitis riparia (riverbank grape)
Lineage: Eukaryota; Viridiplantae; Streptophyta; Magnoliopsida; Vitales; Vitaceae
Product: disease resistance protein RPV1-like
Exons: 4
Coding region: 5-1258 (417 amino acids)
Biological process (GO): signal transduction
Source: RefSeq, a predicted model, not a curated record